Messenger RNA from Adineta ricciae, 489 nucleotides. The record is from the annotation of a GenBank genome assembly. NCBI's taxonomy places the organism in Eukaryota, Metazoa, Rotifera, Eurotatoria, Adinetida, Adinetidae.
AUGCCCAAAGAAAUUAAAGACAUCAAAGAUUUCUUACUCGUUGCGCGACGCAAAGACGCCAAAUCGGUUACAAUCAAACGUAAUCCGGAGCGCAGCACCCGACAAGGCAACACCAAAUUCAAAGUUCGAUGCAGUCGUUACUUAUAUACAUUGAUCGUGGCUGACAAGGAGAAAGCUGAAAAACUCAAACAAUCAUUGCCACCUGGUCUUAAUAUGAAAUUAUCAUUCGAUUUCCUAGUCAUAUGUCUGUGUGCAAUAAUAUUAGCACCGGGAAAAGUCAAUAGUUUAUUCGAAGAUCAAGUAGGCAAAUUUGAUUGGCAACGUCAGCAUAUUGGUUUCAUCGAUGAUUCUCAUCAACCGUCCGGUAGUACUAAUCGUAUUAUUGUUGCCAGUCGUGACAAUGUUCUCGCAUCACUCGAUUUAUCAUCAAGACAAAUGGGUAAUUAUCUAAUCACUGUUCUCUCAUUUUAUUAUUUGAAGCAAAGCUGA